GAUGCUGUCAAAUAACUGUCAUUUGAGGAGAGCAUUCUUGAACUUGGCAAGUGUUCGAUGACAUCAUCACCAUGAACUCCCAGCGGAUUCCAGACAUGAACUGUUUUGCGGAAGCCCGUCGUACAGUCAAUGUUUUGGUCGUUUGCCCUGCUCAGAAACAUAGCCAAGCAGGUGAUCAAAGUUACUGAGAAUCAUUACGGGAUAACAGAGAGAGAAUGUUCGUCGAUGUCAAAGGAUAUACCAGGUGUUAGAGCAUAAUGUUAAUUAGUUCAUAGGUGUGUCUUUUAAAGAUAAAAAAUGACUUUGCACUUCAAUGCUGAAUGUUUUUAUUUAACUUUGGCCGCUGCCAUCCUUAUUCAAUCCAGGAAAUGAUUUGUCAUACUAUGAGUUUCAAUGACGAUGGGACCAUCCAGACAGAUUGGUUACAUGAUAGCGAUUGUAGAUGAUCAAAGAAUACGUAAUCUUCAGUAAACUCCUUAAAAUUAACAUGUGAUGCGAAAAUUAUGCAUUCGCGAUUGAACAAUAUCAACCAGGCAAUAUAGCGAGGAUGUAGGUUAUUUAUUAUCGUCACAGCGGCUCCUUUUUAAAUAACGUAACCAAAGUUGAUCAUUUCUUUAGCACCAUUUGAUCUUCAUGGUCUUAGAAAACAACAUGGCUGGAACAAAACGGAAAUCCGGUCAUGGAAUUUGGGGGUUAAAAAUUAUCUCAUCAGCCAGUACGUCUCGAAUGUUUCGAUCUUUCCUACUUUUAAUGAGCAUACUUCUUGUAUUGUUAUUUGUUUACUUGAACACGAGUGCCUCUCGUCUUUCAGGGGCGAUAAAUGACAACAUACCAAUGAGAAUACAUAGUUAUCAAAGAAAACUGAUUUCCAAUGACGAUUCCAGACUAGGGGCGUUUGAUCAAGGAAACAGACGGAUGAGACAGGGGAAGAAAAUGGGUCAUGUAGCAUCCGAGCACAGGACUAGCAACCUUUCAGGUUUAAAACACAGACCGUUAGAACCUAAGAUGGAAAAUAUCCACCUCGGGUACACCUAUGAUGAAAAUGGGAGGCUAAGAGAAGCCAUUACAGUUGAUGAAUAUGUGGACGAAAAGAGCCCUAAGGAUGGAUUCGUCGCUAAGAAUGAUCAGUUUGAAGACCGUUCUGAUGGUGGCGUGAAAGGGAAAUCUGAACAACCAAUUUUCAUUGUUAUUCUUGCGAGGAUGAGAACAGGAUCGACCUUGAUAGGAGAAAUAUUUAACCAGAAUCCAUCUCUAUUUUUUAUCUUCGAACCUCUGAUAUCUAUUGAUCCCUUGCUGCGAUCGGGUUAUGUCAACGUCAGCCAACACAAGAACAUAUCAACUCAACUCCUGCUUAAUUACACCCGGUGUGAAUUUCAGGAGAACCUCACACAAUCAUGGCUGAAGUGGAAUGGUGGAUCGGUCCGGAGUAACAAGAUCGUUCCCCUCUGCAAAAGGCCAUCGAGACCCCAAAGUAGCUACCGCAAUUGCACUCUCGUCACAGUGGAUGACAUGCGCAAUAUCUGCAGCCAGAGUCACCAACGCUUCUGUAUAAAGACGAUCCGUGCUGACCUCGACUACUUCAAACCACUUAUUGAUGCAGGGGUAAAUGUGAAGAUCAUCCACCUAGUUAGGGAUCCAAGAGGCACUGCUAAUUCGAGGAGACUUUAUUACAAUUUUAGUAAGCCGCAUCUACCAAGAACAACUACAACUGGCCAUCUAAGAUUUAAAGGUAAACUCGAUUCUCUAGGACUGUUGGGCGACUACCCAGACCACGUGGUGCAUACCAUUCCCCGCCUUUGUCAGUGGACCAGAGAUUCCAUCCACCAAGUCCAAAACGAGAAGCCGUCUUGGCUUCGCAACCGAUAUAAGUUAGUCCGCUACGAGGACUUUGCUCUUGACCCGCUUCGUGCCGCACACCAGAUCUAUGACUUCGUUGGUCUCGAGUUUCCACCCGCUGUCAUUGAGUGGAUCGUGACCAAUACACGAUCCAAUGAUCAACGGAGUGUCAAGCUCUUCAGCACGCACAAGAAUUCCAUCGAGACGGCGUACCGUUGGAGACAGUCUCUUCGUCCGUUGCUGGUUCGGCAGGUCGAACAGAUAUGCCAUACAACCAUGAAGCUCUUAGGGUACAAGGAGGCAAAAAGCGUAUGGGAUAUUGCCAAUAUGGAUGUUAAUUUGUUGGAUCCCUUGCCGAUUCCAGACACAUUUUAAGAACCAUCGGAGAACCGUUAAGCAGCUGACUUCUCUAUGGCAGUCAUUUGGUUCAUAAUAUUAUGGUAAUUGAUGUCAACAAGAAGUACAUCAACGCAGCCAAUAUGGACACCUGCCAUCGACUACACGCCGUCAAAGGGUUACCCUGUAU
Messenger RNA from Lytechinus pictus (painted urchin), 2362 nucleotides. Its product is annotated as carbohydrate sulfotransferase 3-like. Gene Ontology annotation, biological process: N-acetylglucosamine metabolic process; sulfur compound metabolic process. Gene Ontology annotation, molecular function: N-acetylglucosamine 6-O-sulfotransferase activity. The record is from RefSeq and is a predicted model, not a curated record. The transcript is spliced from 2 exons. Lineage: Eukaryota; Metazoa; Echinodermata; Echinoidea; Temnopleuroida; Toxopneustidae. The coding region runs from base 634 to 2211 and encodes 525 amino acids.